GGUUUUUUAGCCAUUUUUGAUUCGAAUCUUCUCUAUGUCCAUGAUUUUUUGGUUCGAUCGAUUGUUUGUCUUUGUCUGCUAAUGGACCGAUAAUCAUGGACAUAGGGAAGAUUCGAACCAUAAAUCGUGGAGAUUACCGACACGAUCGUGGACAUUGGCUGCCUAGUUCAAUGUCCACGUUUUGUGGACAUGUAGGCGCUUCAAAAUAAAGUAACAGCUAAAUCCCGGGCCUGGAACGAACACAGCUGACUUUUUUGUUUCUUUCCUUCCAUCAUCCAUGAUCCAUGACUUAUAAUUCUAAAUAUGGUGGAUACUCUCUUAUUAUGUGAUUGCACGUAUAACAUGAGGUAAAAAACGAAACGAUGGCGUAUGAUUUGAAAAAUGAGGAGGAAGUGAAGGAGUACUUGAAGAAUCUUCACAUAGAAUAUCAAUUCGGCUGUUACAACGAGAAAAAGCCAGAGGUAUGUCACUUGCUUGGUGAUUUUUACGAGGCAGUAAAAAUGGAAAUAGAGAAGGCUGCUUCAUUAUACAAGACGACCUGCGAUCAGUAUAAUUACGCCAGAAGCUGUGCGAAAUUCGGCGAUUUUAAAGUAAUCGGAAAAGGUUGCAACAAGGACAUACCGACAGGGUAUAAGUAUCUAUCAAAAAGCUGUGAGCUCAAUGAUGAAUAUGGCUGUCUGCAUGCUGGUGUCUUGGGAACGUCCAAGUCCGACGUCGGAGAAAAAGACAGAGCCACCCAGAUUCAUGCAGGUGCCAAGUAUCUGAAGAAGGCUUGCGACAUGUACAACAUGGACAAGGCCUGUUUCUACUUAUCGGGUAUUUAUCUAGGAGGUUUAGAGAACGUCAUCGAGAAGAACUACAAAGAGGCAUACAAGCUAUCGUUAAAGAGCUGCGAGCUCGGUAAUCCGUACGCUUGCGCGAACUUGUCUCAGAUGCACACACGCGGAGAAGGCGCGCAGAAGAAUCCUGAGCUUGCUGCAAUCUUCAAGAAACGUGCCACCGAUUUGUACGAGGAACUGACACGAUCGCAGAAAGAAUUGAAGUUUCAUCAGGGCAUAGACUCGUAACGUUUAACUUCACGAUAUGGAUUACAUCAACCAAUAGAUUCAUUCGUUUUUUUAGUUUAUACAGUUCUGUGAAACGAAAGACUAAGUAUGGAAACCUUUCAUAUUACGCGUUUAACACGCUGCCUUAAGCAUUUGAAUCAUCAUGAAUUGCAUAAAUUAUUUAUAAUUGUUUAAUAUAAUUUGUUAAAUAUAUGUAAUA
Molecule: messenger RNA, 1266 nt
Organism: Cyphomyrmex costatus
Lineage: Eukaryota; Metazoa; Arthropoda; Insecta; Hymenoptera; Formicidae
Gene: Coa7
Product: Cytochrome c oxidase assembly factor 7
Exons: 3
Coding region: 363-1067 (234 amino acids)
Cellular component (GO): mitochondrial intermembrane space
Molecular function (GO): protein binding
Source: RefSeq, a predicted model, not a curated record